AUGGAAGGAGAAGACCUUGAAGACGUCAUGAAGCGCCACUUGGGAUGGUCCGAGAAACAGACGCGCAUCUUGACUGGGGGUGGAAGAGCCGAUGUCUUGUACACGGCAGACCGUGGGUUUCCCUUUGAGACAACCGAACUACCUCAUCAUCACUUACUCCAAGGUGACACUCAGUCCGUGUUUCGAGAUUGGAAGACGACUGCUACACCUGGCGCCGGAAGCAAACGUUCGCGCGAAGAAGAAGAUGUUCCCAUUGCGGGUGCAUGGACCCGUCUCUUGUUCUUUGGUGGUUGGGAACACACAUCCAUCAAGGAUGAACGGACGUUUAAUCUGCAAACGAAUAAUCUAUUUAUUGACUUGAGGAUUCCAAGGACUCGCGAGGCUGUGAUUGCUCCUGGCAAGACGUCAUUGCAGGACCUUUCCAAAGAGGAACUUCGAUUCUACGCUAGGCAACACGUCUUUGCUGGUUACACUCGAGUCGACAAGGGAACCAAGCAGUUUGAGAAAGACCUGGUUUGUACCCGGCAUCAUUGUAUCGAUUGGAACUUUGUGGGGACACCCAGAAGUAGACCCAACAAGUGGUAUGCCGAGCUGCAACCAGCAACAACAAAUAAUAGUGAUGUGGUCAGGACUUGGAAAGAAUGGACCUUUGCCACGGAUGAACGAGGACAGCACUACUAUUGUGAACAAUGGGACCGACUUGCGGAUGGCGCGGCUGCAUCCAUGGUGGCAUUGAGGAGGAAAAAGAGGAAUGGCAAGGACGACCAACGAGAUGGAAUCAUUUUGAUUGUGGGCGAUCACUUCAACUACAUUCUGGGACGUGAUCUCUCAGCAAUCUCUGUGGAAAAGCAACAGGAAUACACUCAAAACUGUUCUUCUUUGGUGGCAAUUGUAGAUGCCGCCCUCCAUCAAGACGAUUUAGAUGCUGCAAGAGCUUUUCUCUCCAUUCAAGGAGGACACGGCCGUAUUUCCAAGGGAUGGAACAUUGAUUGUGCUAUUGAGCCCUGGAAAGAAGGAACGGCGCUUUGGACGCAAGCAGACAAGCUAUUGCUGACGGGAGAAGAUGCAAAGAGCAACUCCUGUGAGUUUACGUGGAAUGGACAGGCUUGGGAACUCUUUGAUACAAAUCUAUCAAGUGCUGCGGAUGUGAAAAAGCUUCUGACUGGUAACAGGAAUUUACCAUCUGAACCAACUGGGCUGUCGUUGUCUGUCGGGACGUUUCGAAUCCCCAUCCUGGCCACCUUGCUCCUCGCUGGUGGUGGCUGCGUCGUCUAUGUUGGUGGUCGCUUGCUCCUCCACCUGCCCCUCGAUGGUAGUGUCAGGUUGCUCCUCCGUGGUGGCGGGUUGCUCCUCGGUGGCAACGGCUUCCUCAGGGCUACUGGGUGCUUGCUCACCAGUAUCACCAGUGCUGGGGGGGCAUCAAAGGCACUAGUUUCAGCUCCUUCUGAGACGACCUCUUCCUCGGUGGUUGGCUCCAAGGCUGGCAAUUCCUUUUCCUCAGUUGUUUCCUCAUCGUCAGUCUUGAACACUUCAGAGGGGCCUUCUUCGGCGUCAAAACACUUGGACAUGAGUUGGGACUUGGACAGUUCUAAGAGUGACGUCAUCGGAAGAUCCAGAUCUGCCAUACUGUCCCUCGGUUUCAAUGCCAUCAAGAGUUGGGAUUGGGUUUGUUCCAAAAGUGGCGGUAGUUCAUCCCUAUAUUUAGUAAAGGAAUUGUCAGACACUGCUCUGGGUCAAUCGCUGCACAGUUCCGCUCAUGGCGAAAGCAGUGGCGGAGGAUGAGAAGCCAAAGGUCAGCAGCGGAGGGCUGGUUCGGCAUCUGGUGGGGUACAACCCGACAAACCACUCAUGGUGCUCAAAGUCACUUCGAUUCACUUUGUCAAGUUUGACUCGACUCAUGAAACCAAACCCCUGAACAGCUUUAUGAGUGCGACAAAGGCCUCAGUUCCAGCCACUACCCCAACCAGCAGAACAUAUCUCAUGUCUUUAUUAGAUGGAAUACAACUGGGCAAGCCCAGAUAGAGUAUAUGCAGAACUUCUACAUGUAUGCAUGUAAUAGCCCAAUCUUCCUUUUCUUCAAAUCAGCUCCUCCUCUGUCUUUUACUGCCCCUCCACCUCGUCAUGUCCGCCCGUUUGCGGUUGUGGUUGAAACUGACUCGGCAUUCCUUCGGACGCUUUGGUACUUCUAGCCAUCUCUUGUCUUUUCCUCUGUUGGUGUUGUAAGUAUCGAGGGCGGAAAUAGAUGAGACAAUUCCAGAAUCCUUGGAGUGGGUACGCAAUGACAAUGAAAAGCUGGAUCCACGCAGGAGUUUCUAGUUGGGGGUUGAUGUAAUAGGCCGCCGUCCAGAUGAAACUUGGGACCUGUGUGACAAAAUAGGCGGCUGCAUAGAGAAAGGCUUGAGUGGUGAUAAGUUGCAUGGGAUUGGUGGUGGGGGUGGAUCGGUUUUCAGUGGUAGAAGAUGACAUUGUAUUGGAACCACCGGUGGCACUGGCCGCGUGGUCUUGUGCUUGACUUUUACGAAUGGCAGCUUCUCCGUAUCUCUGAGUUCUUCUGAAUUGCCCGCUUGCUUUCCACCACAAAAAGGUCAUGCUGACAACCAGCACAAUGCAGGCCACCCAUUGCCAAAGGACAGUUGCCAACAGUGCGAAAUGGAUAUCGAUAAGGGUGCACCAGCGUACGGCAUUACCAAUCUUGCCUUGAACGAGCGCGAUAAUGGAGGUUGUGACACCGAAGAUCAAAGCCACGGCAUGGCCGGUCAUUUCAUAAGGGAAAAUCCGGGUUUCGGGCCAACUAUAAACCACCACCGACGCAUAAUAAAUGCCCAAGAAGGCGUUGUAGUAAGGGGUAGGCGCAAAGAGCACUUGGACAAAGCCUUGAGCGAGGCAUGUCGCCUCAUUCCCCGAAGCCAACCAAGGUGCAUUGGGAUCGUCCUUGGGAAUCGGCCACGUUGAAAGAAACAUGGUCAAAGAAUAGAAGACAUCGCCAAAGCCAAUGCCGAACAUGAGCCGAUGAUAGGACUUGCGAAAAUUGGCACGAGGAUCUUUUAGAAUGGUCCAACAAAUGAGACAAGAACCAAUCAUUGACAAUCCACCCGUGAAUUUUGGCACCAGAACUAAGGACUUCUCUAACGGGGUUGCCAUGAUGGAUCGAUCUUUUAGGAAGUAGUUAUAUCGGUACUAAAUAUAGUAAGAUACUGGCAGCGGUGUACUCGAAUAGCCGGUCUGACACCGAUGGCUUGGAGC
This is a messenger RNA of Seminavis robusta, 3243 nucleotides long. NCBI's taxonomy places the organism in Eukaryota, Bacillariophyta, Bacillariophyceae, Naviculales, Naviculaceae. The record is from the annotation of a GenBank genome assembly.